Molecule: messenger RNA, 531 nt
Organism: Exaiptasia diaphana
Lineage: Eukaryota; Metazoa; Cnidaria; Anthozoa; Actiniaria; Aiptasiidae
Product: EF-hand calcium-binding domain-containing protein 1
Exons: 3
Coding region: 1-531 (176 amino acids)
Molecular function (GO): calcium sensitive guanylate cyclase activator activity; calcium ion binding
Source: RefSeq, a predicted model, not a curated record
AUGGGACAAGGAAAGUCAAAGGAACGCUAUCAAAAGGCUGUAAAAAAGCUUAGUAGCUUAGAACUCGAUAAUAUUGGAGCAGUUUUCCAAGAAUUGUCUACCAAGACCGAGGACGGUACGAGAAGAGUAGAGCUAUCACUAUUGACAAGACAGGAUUUUGCUGAACGAUUUCACUUAACUGGAUUUGUAGCAGAGCGACUUUUUCAUGCUUUUGAUAAGACUGAGAAUGGUACUAUAGAUCUAGACGAGUUUGUUGGUGGUAUUGCUCUUUGUCUUCAUGGUUCAGUAAGGGACAAGUGUAGACUUCUAUUCAGAAUCUUUGAUUUGGAUGAAGAUGAUGGAGUCAGCAAGGAUGAAUUAACAGCAGUACUUUUGAGCUCAGUGGAAUCUGCAGAGAAGAUUCUCAGUAAUAUAGAAGAAGACAGAGAGCAAUCUGAUGUCAACAUUCCUGAUGACACUGAUAAGUUGAUUGAGAAUGUCACAAGGUUAAACAUCAACCACUUACCAAUAUCCNGGGUAGCCGCCCACUAG